Molecule: messenger RNA, 2068 nt
Organism: Hypanus sabinus (Atlantic stingray)
Lineage: Eukaryota; Metazoa; Chordata; Chondrichthyes; Myliobatiformes; Dasyatidae
Gene: slc38a11
Product: solute carrier family 38 member 11
Exons: 10
Coding region: 10-1215 (401 amino acids)
Biological process (GO): amino acid transmembrane transport
Molecular function (GO): amino acid transmembrane transporter activity
Source: RefSeq, a predicted model, not a curated record
CCAUACUCAAUGAGACAAGCUGGUCUUCCAUUUGGAAUUCUGCUUCUCACCAUCGUCGCAUAUGUAACAGAUUACUCAAGUAUCUUGUUGAUUAAAGGAGGAAACCUAUCUGGAACCAACACGUAUCAAUGUCUAGUGAAUAAAGCUUUUGGUUUAAAAGGCUAUAUGAUUCUUUCAAUUCUGCAAUUUUUAUAUCCUUUUAUUACCAUGAUAAGCUACAACAUCAUCGCGGGAGAUACAUUAACCAAAGUGUUGCAGCAAAUUCCAGGUGUUGGCCCUGAAAAUAUCUUAGCAGAGAGGCAUUUUGUGAUUGCAAUGACAACCCUCGUGUUCGUGCUCCCAUUGUCCAUGUAUCGUAACAUUGCUAACCUGGGAAAGCUCUCAUUGGUCUCACUUGUUUUAACCCUUGCCAUCUUGGUAAUAGUUGUAGUCGAAGCUGCAACCCUUGGACCAAAAAUUCCACCCUCAGAAGGGGCUUGGAAUUUUGCACAGUCCAAUGCGAUGCAGGCAAUUGGGAUAAUGGCAUUUGCUUUUGUUUCGCACCAUAAUACUUUCCUAAUUUAUGGAUCACUGGAGACGCCUACAAUAAACAAUUGGUCCUGUGUCAGUCACAUAUCCGUGUUAUUUUCCCUGAUUACUUACUUGAUCUUUGCUGGCUCUGCAUAUGGAACGUUCACAGGAUAUACACAAGGAGAUCUAUUUGAAAAUUAUUGCAAAAAUGAUGAUUGGGCUACCAUUGGAAGGCUUCUCUAUGGACUAACUACUAUUUUGACAUAUCCAAUUGAAUGCUUUGUGGUCCGUGAAGUUAUUGCAAACUUCUUUUUCAAUGGAACCCUGACAACAAUAUUUCAUGUUGUUGUGACAUUCUGCAUGGUAGCUGUGGCUAUGGCCAUUUCACAAGGUAUCGAAUGCCUUGAAAUAGUUUUGGUAUUAAAUGGGGUGAUUGUUGCUACUCCAUUGGUUUUCAUUAUUCCAACGGCAUGCUAUAUAAAACUAUCGGAAAAGCCGUGGAAACACUGGGAUAACUUAAAGUCCUGGAUGAUUCUCAUCACUGGUGCAUUUGUGAUGAUCUUCGGGUUUGUGAUGGCAAUCAUGUCUCCCCAAGCAUGUAGCCAUGGGGAAGAGAUGUUUUACUGCAAGCUUUCAAGUACAUCUGCGCACAAUAUUACUGUUAAUGUGACAGUUAACAAUUCUCCUUGGUUCAAAAGAACAUGAAAGUGUGCGUGAUUCAAUUCAAAGGUUCAAUUUAAUAUCAGAAAAUGUAUACAGUAUAUAACCUGAAAUUCUUACCCUUCACAGACAUCCAUAAAACAGAAAAAAUGUAAAAAAAUGAGUGACAGAACUGUCAGAAGCCCCCCUUGCCCAUGCACAAGCAGCAACAAAAGCGUCAGCCCCCCACCCACCAUGCUGCAGUAGCAAAGCCCCGAGAAACAUCAUGAUCUAGGGUCCAUCAAGAAACUGCAGUCCAUAAACCAACACUUCUGUAUCUGAGAUGCUCUCUCCCACAAGCAAGGGAGAGAGAGGCUGCUCCUGCAGCAAAUGACCAGGAGACCAGCAGCUUGCCUCCCUUUCCCGCUGCCACUCUCCUUCCCUCUCCCUCCCUCUUCCUUUCCUUCUCCCUCUCCCGCCAAAAGACCCCAAACCAGGCAACUGUCCUUCAGAAAACUCUUCCCCACAGCUCUCUAGAACCUUCUCUCGCAUCCCACAAUCCUGAUUGGCUAACAUACAUUCCUAAGCUGGACAACAUGGCUCUUUUAUCUUUAGCUGAAGCCUAAGCACUUUUUCCAGCAUGGCACAGAAAACUGAUAAAAUGAAGUCCUUCAGAGCACAGCAGUAGAAAUCUAAACCAGGGCAUUACAUAAUGUUAUUUGUACUUUUCAAAUGUAUAUGUAACAUCUUGUCUUGUACCCAUGACAAAUUUUAAAGUAACUAUUUUAUUGUAAAAAGCUUUAAAUUAUUGUAAUACGAUACACUAAAAUGUUGGUUUUGGCUUUUACUCGUGAAACUUGUAGAAUUUUCAUUAAUCUGCAAUACUUGAACAAAUAAUGCUCCUUACAAGUAAUGUACU